GGCAGAGGGUGGGGGAGAAAAGGAGGCCUGGGCAGCCCAGCCCCACUGUGGGCUCAGGGCUGUGAGCACCAUGGCCUGGACUCCUCUGCUCCUCGCGCUCCUCUCUCACUGCACAGGGUCGCUCUCCCAGCCUGUGCUGACUCAGCCGCCCUCCCUCUCUGCAUCUCCGGGAGCCACAGCAACACUCACCUGCACCCUGAGCAGUGGCUUCAGUGUUGGCGAUUACUGGAUCGCCUGGUUCCAGCAGAAGCCUGGGAGCCAUCCCCGGUUUCUCCUGACUUUCAAUUCAGACUUAGAAAAGGAGCAUCGCUCAGGGCUUCCCAGUCGCUUCUCUGGAUCCAAAAACGCCUCGGCCAAUGCGGGGCUCCUGACCAUCUCGGGGCUGCAGCCCGAGGACGAGGCUGACUAUUACUGCGCUACAAAUGAGGGCGGUUGGAGCAGCUACCGUGCCGCACAGUGUCUCAGAUGA
Molecule: messenger RNA, 469 nt
Organism: Myotis brandtii (Brandt's bat)
Lineage: Eukaryota; Metazoa; Chordata; Mammalia; Chiroptera; Vespertilionidae
Product: immunoglobulin omega chain
Exons: 2
Coding region: 71-469 (132 amino acids)
Biological process (GO): immunoglobulin production; immune response
Source: RefSeq, a predicted model, not a curated record